This is a messenger RNA of Hemicordylus capensis (graceful crag lizard), 5156 nucleotides long. It is a transcript of the gene ACE, whose product is annotated as angiotensin I converting enzyme. Gene Ontology annotation, cellular component: plasma membrane. Gene Ontology annotation, biological process: proteolysis. Gene Ontology annotation, molecular function: peptidyl-dipeptidase activity; metallopeptidase activity. Bases 243 to 4121 code for a protein of 1292 amino acids. The record is from RefSeq and is a predicted model, not a curated record. The transcript is spliced from 25 exons. Lineage: Eukaryota; Metazoa; Chordata; Lepidosauria; Squamata; Cordylidae.
GCCUUCUAUCCCGGCUCCCGCCAUGGCGUGGAGUGGACCUUGGCAAGGGCUGCCCUUUCCGCGGGUCAUUAUUUGCUGCCGCGAGGCGGGCAGGCAGGCAGCGGAGAGCCGAGUCAGCCUUCCCGCUUAUCUGCUCCAAGGAAAGAGGCAGGCGCGGUGGGCAGGGACUAGACUGGAGCUUCUUAUAAGCCGCCAAGGCGUUAACGGGGACAGCGGCGGCGGCGACCAGGGCUCCUGCCAAGAUGCCUCCGGAGUCGAGCGUCCUGCUGCUGCUGCUGCUGCGGCUGCUCUGCCUCGCGUCGGUGCUUGGCUUGGACCCCUCGCUGAUGCCCCCCAACCAGCCGGACACCGAGGAAGGUGCCCGCCAGUUCGCAGAGGCUUACAACAGCUCCGGGGAAAUCGUCUUCUUCGAAAGCGUCUCUGCUAGCUGGGAUUACAACACCAACCUGACCGACUUUAACUCCCAGCGGCAGAUAACAGUCUCUAUGAUGGAGCAGAACUUCACAGAGAUUUGGGGAAAGAAAGCAAAAGAGACUUAUGGGGAUAUCUGGAAAAACUUCACUGAUCCUCAGCUAAAGAAAAUCAUUGGUUCCAUCCAGACCUUAGGGGCCUCCAACUUACCCAUGGACAAGAGGGAACGGUAUAACACCAUCUUGAGUGAGAUGGACAACAUCUACUCCACUGCCAAAGUGUGUCCACCAAUUAAUAACUCCAGCUGUUGGGCCCUAGAGCCAGAAAUAACAGAUAUCAUGGCCACCUCUCGCAGUUAUAGCAAACUCCUCUUUGCCUGGGAAGGAUGGCACAAUGCAGCAGGCAACCCUGUGAGAUCCAAGUAUGAGGAGUUUGUGACACUAAGCAAUGAGGCCUUCAGAAUGGAUGGCUUCAAGGAUACUGGUGAUUAUUGGCGUUCCUGGUAUGAUUCACCAACUUUUGAGGAUGAUCUGGAGCAGCUCUAUCAUCAACUGGAGCCACUUUACCUAAAUCUGCAUGCUUUUGUCAGGAGAAAGCUGUAUGAUCGGUAUGGUCCUAAAUACAUCAACCUGAAGGGCCCCAUUCCAGCUCACUUACUGGGUAACAUGUGGGCUCAACAAUGGAACAACAUUUAUGAUAUGAUGAUCCCUUUCCCAAAUAAGCCCAAUCUCGAUGUCACCAGUACGAUGCUGCAACAAAAUUGGAAUGCAACUCACAUGUUCCGGGUGUCGGAGGAGUUCUUCACCUCGCUUGGCCUGUUUGGAAUGCCACCUGAAUUCUGGGAGAGUUCCAUGCUGGAGAAGCCAACAGAUGGGCGGGAGGUGGUAUGCCAUGCAUCGGCAUGGGACUUCUACAACCGCAAGGAUUUCAGGAUAAAGCAGUGCACAACUGUCACCAUGGAGCAGCUCUUCACAGUACACCAUGAGAUGGGACAUGUUGAAUACUACCUGCAGUACAAGGACCAGCCCAUCACCUUCCGCAGUGGGGCCAAUCCUGGCUUCCAUGAAGCUAUUGGGGAUGUCAUGAGCUUGUCUGUCUCUACCCCUGCACACCUCAAGAAAAUUGGGUUGCUCAGCCAAGUCACCGAGGAUAAAGAGAGUGAUAUCAACUACCUGCUGAAAAUGGCCCUGGAGAAGAUUGCCUUCCUCCCUUUUGGCUACCUGAUAGACCAGUGGCGAUGGAAUGUCUUUAGUGGGCACACCCCUCCCAGGCGCUAUAACUACGAUUGGUGGUACCUCCGAACAAAAUAUCAGGGGAUUUGCCCUCCUGUUGCAAGGAAUGAAACAAACUUUGACCCUGGUGCCAAAUAUCACAUCCCUGGCAACACACCUUACAUAAGGUACUUCGUCAGUUUCAUUCUGCAGUUCCAGUUCCACAAGGCCCUCUGCCAAGCUGCCAACUACACUGGCCGCCUUCAUACCUGUGACAUCUACCAGUCCAAAGAAGCUGGAACAAAGCUCAGUGAGGCCCUGAGGGUUGGAUCUUCUCAGCCAUGGCAAGAUAUUCUCCAACAAGUCACUGGCACAAAUAAGAUGGAUGCAGCAGCAUUGCUGGAAUAUUUUAGCCCCGUUACUGAGUGGCUCAAAGAGCAGAACAACAAAACAAAUGAAACGUUGGGCUGGCCAGACUUUGAGUGGCGUCCCCCAAUUCCAGAGGACUACCCAGAAGGCCUUGAUAAAAUAACUGAUGAAGCAGAGGCUAAAACUUUCCUGGAAGAGUACAACCGCACAGCCGAAGUGGUAUGGAAUGCUUAUACAGAAGCCUCUUGGUCAUACAACAUCAACAUCACAGAUCACAACAAACAGAUCAUGUUAGAAAAGAACCUGGAAAUGUCCAACCAUACGCUCAAGUAUGGCAUCAAGGCUCGGCAGUUUGAUUCCACUGACUUCCAGGACUCCAAGAUACAGCGCAUUCUGAAGAAGCUAAGUGACAUAGAACGUGCAGCCUUACCUGAAACAGACCUGAAGGAGUAUAAUCAACUCCUCUCAGACAUGGAGACGACUUACAGUGUAGCCAAAGUCUGCAAACCCAACCAAAGCUGCAAGGCACUGGAUCCUGAACUUACGGAUAUCAUGGCCCAAUCUAGAGACUACAAUGAGCUUCUUAGUGCCUGGAAAGAUUGGCGGGAUGUGUCAGGGAAGCCAAUCCGAAGCCAAUACAAGAGAUAUGUACAGCUGAGCAAUGAGGCUGCCAGGCUGAAUGGUCAUGCAGACAAUGGUGCUUUCUGGAGAUCCCUGUAUGAAACGCCCACUUUUGAAGCUGAUCUGGAGAGGAUCUGGCAGGAGCUUCAACCAUUGUACCUCAAUCUGCAUGCCUAUGUGCGUCGGGCUCUCUACAGCAGUUAUGGUUCAGGCCACAUCAAUCUCAGGGGCCCUAUUCCAGCUCAUUUGUUAGGGAACAUGUGGGCACAGUCAUGGACAAACAUUUUUGACCUCAUCAUGCCCUUUCCCAAUGCUAUCAAAGUGGAUGCUACACCAGCCAUGAAAAGUCAGGGCUGGACCCCAAGGAGGAUGUUUGAGGAAUCGGACAACUUCUUCAGAUCACUGGGCCUCAUCCCUAUGCCGCCUGAGUUCUGGAACAAGUCCAUGCUGGAGAAGCCAAGAGAUGGGAGGGAAGUGGUGUGCCAUGCCUCAGCCUGGGACUUUUACAACCGCAAGGACUUCAGGAUUAAGCAGUGCACUGUGGUGAAUAUGGAUGAUUUGAUAACUGCUCACCAUGAAAUGGGCCAUGUCCAGUACUUUCUGCAGUACAAGGAUCAGCCCAUCUCGUUUCGUGAUGGGGCCAACCCAGGAUUCCAUGAAGCCAUUGGAGAUGUCAUGGCCUUAUCUGUUUCCACUCCAAAGCACCUGCACAGCAUCAAUCUGCUGGAUCGGAUGGAGGACAAUGAGGAGAGUGACAUCAACUACUUGAUGAGCAUUGCACUGGAUAAGAUUGCUUUCCUGCCCUUUGGCUACUUGAUGGACCAAUGGAGAUGGAAAGUGUUUGAUGGGCGUAUUAAGGAAGAUGAGUACAAUCAACAGUGGUGGAAUCUCAGAUUGAAGUAUCAAGGCUUAUGUCCACCUGUACCAAGAUCAGAAGAAGAUUUUGACCCAGGUGCAAAAUUUCAUAUUCCUGCCAAUGUCCCUUAUGUCAGAUACUUCGUCAGUUUCAUAAUCCAGUUCCAGUUCCACCAAGCCCUGUGCAAAGCUGCUGGCCACACAGGACCCUUGCACAAGUGUGACAUCUACCAGUCUAAGGAAGCCGGGACAAUCCUGGGGAACACCUUGAAGCUUGGCUACAGCAAGCCAUGGCCAGAAGCUAUGCAGCUUGUCACAGGGCAACCCAAUAUGUCGGCUGAGGCUGUGCUGACCUAUUUUCAACCACUGACGACCUGGCUCAUCAACGAGAACUUGAGAAAUGGAGAGACUCUGGGCUGGCCUGAAUACACCUGGAUGCCUGAUCCUGGUAAUUGCACAAGCCAAGUGCCAGUGAAUGAUGACAGAGUCAGUUUCCUGGGGAUGUCCAUGACAAGCAGCAAAGCCUCAGCAGGCCAGUGGAUCUUGCUUAUCAUUGGGUUGAUCUUCGUCAUUGCAACAAUAGGCUUGGCAGUCAGAGUGCACAAUGCCAGAAGGGGAACCUUCAAAUCUAGCUCAGAGAUGGAGUUGAAAUAAGUCGUAUGUUUUCAAUCUUUCCUCUCCUGUGCCUCCAUGUGGGUGCGCAAAGAGGCUGUGUGAAGCUGUGUGAGAAUGCAGAGGGUGUGUGUGUGUGUGUGUGUGUGUGUGAGAGAGAGAGAGAGAGAGAGAGAGAGAGAGAGAGAGAGAGAGAAAAGGGGGGAGUCAGUGACAUAAAGAGGGGUGUUAAUCUUCAUUGGCAUGUAUGUAUAUUCUUAAGUGCUCAGUGGAUUUGUACAGAAAUGCACAUGGGCUGUGUGUGUCUAAAGUAGGUAGAUCAUGGUUGUAUACCUUUAGGUAUGGUGAAAAUGUGAGUAUGUGGACUGAGAUAGGGUGUGUGUGUGUGUGUGUGUGUGCAUGUGCGCGCAAAUAUAUAUAUAUAUAUAUAUAUAUAAUGCAUGUCUGUGCACAGGGUUGUAUGUAUGACUAAUACGUAUGCACUUGUGUGGAUGUGGGCUGGGAAUGCAUGUACAUGUGCAUGCAUCUGUGUGUGGCCUAAUUUGCAAGGCCUAGUUCAGGCAUGAACAAUUACUAUGCAUCUGGGUCCAGCUGUGUGUGCUACUGUGAGGGGCAGCCUUGUACAUGAAGUUGUACCAAAAAAUAAAAUAAAGGCAAAGGACUCUCUCUUCCAACUAGUUAAAAAAACAACAACAACACCUUUUGACUAUGCAAGAGCCAAAGCAGAAAACUUAUUUAUUUGUGAAUGUCUGGAUUCUUGAAGGAAGAAAAAAGAAGAAAAGUUGAAGAAUGGGACUAUGCGAUCAAAUUUGGGGGGUGGGAAUGGCUGGAUGAUAUAAAUCAGUGUUGAUGCCAUGGGUUUCCUAAAGUUUGGAUGUCUUCAUUUGGAAAAGAGGAUAACAUCUACAUGGAUUAUCUCAAAGCCAAUGCUAUAGCUCUAGCAGGUGGUAUUUGAUGCAGCAACUCUGUUGGGUUUCUCCAAAUGUUGUGGGGAAGUUGCUUUUAUUUGCUCCAGAAAGCUUUUUUAAAGACUGUUGUGUGCAUGGAUGAAAAUUAAAAUGAAUCACAGUCUCCAUA